GGUAUUAUGAAUUUAAUGCUUUUUUGUGCGUGUGUGAAUUUCUAUAAUGGUGUGGACAAGACUUUUAUUUUGGUUUGACGCCCUGACGUCACAAGUCUGCGCCGCGCUCCGUGCGUCUGUGACUCUGCUGCAGAGAGAGUCCAAACACAGAAACAUGUCGUUUAUUAAAGAGGAGACUGAAGACUUCAGGAUUGAAGAAGUAUUCAGUCUCAAACAAGAAGAUUUAGAGGAACAAACAGUACUAGACCUGACAGCAAUUAAAGAGGAGAAUGAAGUUCUGAAUGAAAUGGAAGAGAAAGAUCAGUAUGAGAACCAUCAUGAUUUCAUGACUGAAGAAAAGUCUUUCAAUUUCUCACAGACUAAAAAAGCUUCCUCACGGAAAAGAGUUAAAAAAGCAAUAGGAACUAGAAGUUGUUUAACCUGCUUUCAGUGUGGAAAGAGUUUCACUCAACAUGGAAACCUUAAAGCCCACAUGAGAAUUCACACUGGAGAAAGCCCUUUUACCUGCCAACAGUGUGGGAAAAGUUUCAACCGAAAAGUAAACCUCAAUUACCAUAUGAGAGUACACACUGGAGAAAGCCCUUUCACCUGUCAGCAGUGUGGAUUAAGUUUCACUCAAAAAGUGGUUCUCAAUAGGCACAUGAGAAUACACGCUGGAGAGAAGCCAUACAAGUGCCUGCAGGGUGGAAAAUGUUUUGAUCGACAUGGAAAUUUUAAAACCCACAUGAAAAUUCAUAGAGAAGAAAACCGUUUUACCUGCCAGCAGUGUGGAAAAAGCUUUAAUCAAAAAACAAACCUUAACAGGCACAUGAGAAUUCACACUGGAGAGAAGCCUUACACAUGCCCUCAGUGUGGAAAGAGUUUCAAUCAACAUGUAAACCUUAAAGUUCACAUGAAGAUUCACACUAGGGAAAAUCCUUUCACCUGCCAACAGUGUGGAGUAAGUUUCACUCAGGAAGGUAUUCUCAAUAGGCACAUGAGAAUUCACACUGGAGAGAAGCCUUAUACAUGCCCUCAGUGUGGAAAGAGCUUUGAUCAAAAUGGAAAGCUCGAAAAUCUUGUCUCAGCUAUGUCUGCGUUGCUCAUCCGUUUGACUCUACAUCAGUUCCGCUGCAUGAUUCGUGUGGACAGGACUUUUAUUUUGAGUGUACAAACAGAGAAAAUGGCGAUUAUUAAAGAGGAGAGUGAAGACUUCAGGAUUGAAGAAGUGUUCAGUCUCAAACAAGAAGAUGCCGAGGAACAAACAGACCUGACAUCAUUUAAAGAGAAUGAAGUACUGAAUGAAAUGGAAGAGAAAGAACAGUAUGAGAGCCAUCAUGAUUUCAUGACUGAAGAAAAACCUUUUAAUUGCUCACAGACUAAAAAUACUUCCUUACGAAAAAGAGUGAUAGGAACUAGAAGUUGUUUACCCUGCUUUCAGUGUGGAAAGAUUUUCACUCAACAUAGAAACCUCAAAACUCACAUGAGAAUUCACACUGGAGAGAAGUCUUUCACCUGCCAACAGUGUGGAAAGAGUUUUUAUCAACAAGGAAACCUCAAGGUCCACAUGCGAAUUCACACUGGAGAGAAGCCUUACACAUGCCCUCAGUGUGGAAAGGGUUUUCAUCAACAUAGAAACCUUAAACUCCACAUGAAAGUUCAUACAGGAGAAAGGCCUUUUACUUGUCAACAGUGUGGAUUAAGUUUUACUCAAAAAGGAAGCCUUAACAGGCACAUGAGAAUUCACACUGGAGAGAAACCUUACUCAUGCCCUCAGUGUGGAAAACGUUUCAAACGAAAAGGAAACCUUGAUUACCACAUGAUAGUACACACCGGAGAAAGCCCUUUCACUUGCCAGCAGUGUGGAUUAAGUUUUACUCAAAAAGGAAGCCUUAACAGGCACAUGAGAAUUCACACUGGAGAGAAACCUUACUCAUGCCCUCAGUGUGGAAAGUGUUUUGAUCAGCAUGGAAAUCUUAAAGUCCACAUGAGAAUUCACACUGGAGAGAAACCAUACACGUGCUCACAGUGUGGAAAAAGUUUUGAUCAAGGAAACUUUAAAAUUCAUAUGAAAAUUCAUACAGGAGAAAGGCCUUUUACUUGUCAACAGUGUGGAAAAAGUUUCAGCCGAAAAGGAAGCCUUAAGUACCACAUGAGAAUUCACACUGGGGAGAAGCCUUACACAUGCCCUCAGUGUGGAAAGGGUUUUCAUCAACAUGGAAACCUUAAACUCCACAUGAAAGUUCAUACAGGAGAAAGGCCUUUUACUUGUCAACAGUGUGGAAAAAGUUUCAGCCACAAAGGAAGCCUUAAGUACCACAUGAGAAUUCACACUAGGGAAAAGCCUUACACAUGCCAUCAGUGUGGAAAAAGUUUUGAUCAAAAUGAAAAGCUUAAUGUACACAUGAGAAUUCACGCUGGAGAAAACCCUUUCACCAGCCAACAGUGUGGAGUAAGUUUCACUCAAAAAGGGAUUCUCAAUAGGCACAUGAAAAUUCACACCGGGGAGAAGCCUUACACAUGCCCUCAGUGUGGAAAGGGUUUUCAUCAGCAUAGAAACCUUAAACUCCACACGAAAGUUCAUACAGGAGAAAGGCCUUUUACCUGCCAACAGUGUGGAAAAUGUUUCAAACGAAAAGGAAACCUUGAUUACCACAUGAUAGUUCACACUGGAGAAAGCCCUUUCCCUUGCCAGCAGUGUGGAUUAAGUUUUACUCAAAAAGGAAGCCUUAACAGGCACAUGAGAAUUCACACUGGAGAGAAACCUUACUCAUGCCCUCAGUGUGGGAAAAGUUUUGAUCAGCAUGGAAAUCUUAAAGUCCACAUGAGAAUUCACACUGGAGAGAAACCAUACGCGUGCUCACAGUGUGGAAAAAGUUUUGAUCAGCAAGGAAACUUUAAAAUUCAUAUGAAAAUUCAUACAGGAGAAAAGCCUUUUACCUGUCAACAGUGUGGAAAAAGUUUCAACCGAAAAGGAAGCCUUAAGUACCACAUGAGAAUUCACGCUGGAGAAGACCCUUUCACCAGCCAACAGUGUGGAGUAAGUUUCACUAAAAUAGGGAUUCUCAAUAGGCACAUGAAAAUUCACACCGGGGAGAAGCCUUACACAUGCCCUCAGUGUGGAAAGGGUUUUCAUCAACAUAGAAACCUUAAACUCCACAUGAAAGUUCAUACAGGAGAAAGGCCUUUUACCUGCCAACAGUGUGGAAAACAUUUCAAACGAAAAGGAAACCUUGAUUACCACAUGAUAGUACACACUGGAAAAAGUCCUUUCACCUGUCAGCAGUGUGGAGUAAGUUUUACUCAAAAAGGAAGCCUUAACAGGCACAUGAGAAUACACGCUGGAGAGAAGCCAUUCACCUGCCAACAGUGUGGAAAGGGUUUUCAUCAACAUGGAAACCUUAAAGUCCACAUGAAAAUUCAUACAGGAGAAAGCCCUUUUACCUGUCAACAGUGUGGAAAAAGUUUCAAUCAAAAAACAAAUCUUAAAAGGCACAUGAAAAUUCACUCUGGGGAGAAGCCUUACACAUGCCCUCAGUGUGGAAAGGGUUUUCAUCAACAUAGAAACCUUAAACUCCACAUGAAAGUUCAUACAGGAGAAAGGCCUUUUACCUGCCAACAAUGUGGAAAACGUUUCACUCAGAAAGGAAGCCUAAACAGGCACAUGAGAAUUCACACUGGAGAAAAGCCUUACAAGUCCCCUUAGUGUGAAAAGAGUUUUGAUCAACGUGGAAACCUUAAAGUCCAUGUGAGAGCUCAUACUGGAGAGAGCCUUUCAACUGUCAACAGUGUGGAAAAUGUUUCAACCGAAAGGGAAAUCUUGAUUGCCACAUGAGAAUUCACACUGGAGAAAGAGUUUAAGUCAACAUAAAAACCUUAAAGUUCUGAUGAGAAGUCAUACUGGAGAGACCCUUUACCUGCCAUCAGUGUGGAAGUUUCGGCAGAAGUUAACUUUGAAAAUGAAUCCAUUUUUGGCUCAUGAGAAUUCAGUACAAAAAUAAGCCAUUUACAUGUGAUCAGUGUGGAGUUUCAGAUAAAUCUUACCCUUAAGCUCAAUCCUUGAGGAUUCAGUCAAGAGAGAAAGUCAUCAAAGUGGUAGGAGUUUCACAGACAGGAAACACUUUGGAGUCAUGUGAUUAAUCUCAUCUGAGAGAAGUCUUGCAUUUCAUAUCACUGCAGACUUGCAGAAACUAAGCAAACCUUGAGGUUCACACUGGAGAUUUCACUUGCCCCCAGUGUGGGAAGAGUUUCAACCUAAAAAGAAACGCUAACGUUCACAUGAGACUUAACACCGAUGAAAGGUAUUUCAAAUGUCUUCAGUUUGAAUAGUUAUAUCAAGAGCUUAUAUAUAGCUUAUAUUGAGAGACCUGAAAUGUGGAGUGCUACUCAGUGUGGCAAAAGGUUUACAACAACGAGCAAUUUCAGUAAUCAGUUAUGCAUUCAUUCUGGAGGAAGACAAUUUAAGUUGUGCAAAUGUGAGACCCUAUCUGUGUUCUGAUGUCAUUACUCAUGAAAAUACACAUUGUUAAGUUUUAUAUUUAAAAAUGUGUUUUCACUAGUUGUUACACCCCAAGUAUGGGACCAGCUUAAGACUUGCAAAAAGAAAAAAAAAUGUUGCAAUGGCCGGGGAGAAAUAUAAAUAAUAUUUAUAUUUUUAUUGCCAUACUAUGUAUUUACAGUUGCAAUCAGAAAUAUUCAACCCCUCACCUCAAAAGGCAUUAUAGUGAUAUCAGAAUGAGCUUUAUAGCCAGGUAUGUUUACACAUACAAGGAAUUAGUUUUAGUGACAGAAGCUCCACAGUGCAACAGAAAGACAGCGACAAGACUAGACACAGAUAAUAAAAAGAAUAAUAUACAAAAUGGCAAAAUUGAAAAAAUUUUAUGUACAAGGAUGUUAUGUGCAAAUUUGAAAUGUCAAGUCAAGUUUACUCAUUGAAAGAUUCAUUAGUGAUGAAAUAAUUACUUUAUAAUUGUAUUUGAGUCUUACACACAUGCUAUACAGUUAAUCUGAGUCGUGCAUUAAUUUGAGUGGUGACAGAUAUUAUGGGAGGGGCUUGAUGGAGCGCAGGUGAUGCAGAUAACUUGAUCUCUAAGAAACUCUAAUGUCAUGAUUCUGCUUCAAAGAUCAAAUUAAAUGAAUUGCUAAUUACCACAUUGAAAUAAAAAUGUAAAGCCUGUACAAAUACUAGAAAUCAUGAGUAUAAAUAAUUGGGAAUCAUGUAUGAAUCAUGAAUUACAAAUAAAUUAAAAACUGCACAUUUAAUUUAUCUAUUAGCUUAUAACAUUUAUGUAGUUUUAUUUGCUUACUGUCUUGCCACUAGCCAAUCGCUGCAUUGCUGAUCGCGGUUUCGAGUAUCGAUACAUCUGCCCUUUUCGGGGAACACGAGAAUGCGAAGUAAUCUUAGACAGCUUAAUCCAGAUAUUUUAAUCUAAUACGCAAAUUCGUUUGAAGAAAACUAGGUUUUCAUUAAAUUAUUAUUCUAUAACAUCUUGUCUGUCAUCUCUGAAAAAUAGCGAUUUACAGGUGCUGGUCAUAUAAUUAGAAUAUCAUCAAAAAGUUGAUUUAUUUCACUAAUUCCAUUCAAAAAGUGAAACUUGUAUAUUAUAUUCAUUCAUUACACACAGACUGAUAUAUUUCAAAUGUUUAUUUCUUUUAAUUUUGAUGAUUAGAGCUUACAGCUCAUGAAAGUCAAAAAUCAGUAUCUCAAAAUAUUAGAAUAUUACUUAAGACCAAUACAAAGAAAGGAUUUUUAGAAAUCUUGGCCAACUGAAAAGUAUGAGCAUGUACAGCACUCAAUACUUAGUUGGGGCUCCUUUUGCCUGAAUUACUGCAGCAAUGCGGCGUGGCAUGGAGUCGAUCAGUCUGUGGCACUGCUCAGGUGUUAUGAGAGCCCAGGUUGCUCUGAUAGUGGCCUUCAGCUCAUCUGCAUUGUUGGGUCUGGUGUCUCUCAUCUUCCUCUUGACAAUACCCCAUAGAUUCUCUAUGGGGUUCAGGUCAGGCGAGUUUGCUGGCCAAUCAAGCACAGUAUCACUGUCAUUGAACCAGCUUUUGGUACCUUUGGCAGUGUGGGCAGGUGCCAAGUCCUGCUGGAAAAUGAAAUAAACUAUACAAGUUUCACUUUUUGAAUGGAAUUAGUGAAAUAAAUCAACUUUUUGAUGAUAUUCUAAUUAUAUGACCAGCACCUGUAUUGCAGCAAGCAGAAAAGACUCUUUCUCUUAUGUGAAGAACGUGCUGCGGAGGUGCUUUCUCUUAACACCACAAAAACAGUUAACCUAUCAAAAUAAACCACGUAGCAUAUAUAAUAAAGCUGUAUCAAUGCACAUUUCCUGCCAGUCCUGUGUAAACUGGCAUGCAAAGUUUUUUUAUUUAUUUAUUUUGUAAUAUCGUCAGAUGGCGGAACGCAAGAAAACAAUGCUGCUCACUUAAACGAUCUUGCUCAUCUCAAUCUGCUCAAUCUUGGUGAUGUCUUUGCCCUAAACGAUGUUAUAAUGGACUAUUUCACAUCCAGAGAUGAAGGAUCGGAUGAUGAAGUUACUAAAGAGGAGGAGUCUGAUGACAGUCUGUUAUAUGCACAGGUGCGCUGCGCUCACUACAAUGUACGCUAUUCGUGCUAUCGAAACAUACAAGGGGUGAUCAAAAGUUCAGAGACCAAACAACGGAAAACUGUCCUCUUCAGUCUGUUUGUGUAAUGAUGCAUAAUAGCGCUCAUUCUUAAAAGGCCCCCUGCACCAUUUUCAUAUUACUAUGCAUUACUUUCAUUUAGUUCAAAUGGUGACAGCAUGAAAUAAAACUACAAGUUUAGAACACAAAACUACAAGUUACAUCCCUGAACUGUGUCUGGGUAUGUAUUAAGUCCAGAUUAGAACAGGAGAAGAAUUGGAGAGCCUACACGCUGUAAUUUGUGAUGUUUUAUGAACAGAUUUAUAGCUUACACUUAAUGUUCAAAUGUAUGCAAGUGUUCUGUGUUCCUUGGGGUCAUUUUGUAACUUUUACAUCAUGUACAGUGACUAAAAUAAGUCUUUUACCUGUGAUACUUGUGACUGUUGUUUUUUAUUUUCAUUGCCUCACUUUAAACCCGUUUUUCUCAAAAUUCCAUUCCUGAAAAUCAUAGCUAUCAGCCAACUUCAGAUAGCCAUACAUUUUGAUACAUUCAAGUUAUAGACAAAAUAACUCAGGUUUCAUAUGGUAUCAAAACCUAAAAAAGGUCCAAUUUGACCAUGUGGGAUCUUUCCUAGAUCGCAUCACAUAUAUGCAGCUGAACAAGGCCGGUUCCAGACAUUAGGAGUCUAGACAAAACCAACAAAAUUCAUGUUGGAGGCCCUCUACCCCCAAUAAAAAGCACUUGAAACAAAUAUGAUCCCUAACCUUUUUGUUUAUACAACAUUUGAUUUUAAAUCUUGCAUAUUUUUACUUAGCCUAUACAGUACAAAAGUUUGGACCCAUUACUGUUUUUGAAAGAAGUCUCUUAUGCUCAUCAAGCCUGGAUUUAUUUGAUCAAAAAUACAGAAAAAAACCCCCAAUAAUAUUUAGAAAUAUUAUUACAAUUUAAAAUAAUGGUUUUCUAUUUUAACUAUACUUUAAAAUAUAUUUCUGUGAUCAAAGCUGAAUUUUCAUCAGCCAUUACCAGGCUUCAGUGUCACAUAUCCUACUUAAAUCAUUCUAAUAUGCCAAUUUAUUAUCAAUGUUAGAAACAGUGCUUAAUGUUUAUUUUAUAACCUGUGAUACUUUUUUCAGGAUUUGUUGAUUAUUAAGAAGUUGCUAUAAGUUUGAUAGUGUUCAUCGUCUGUUUGAUUACAUGACAUUAACUAACUGCUUGAUUUUUACCGUACAUUUCUGUCAUAUGUACAUCAACUUGAGAUAGUCACCACUGAUAAGCUAUUACUAAAUAUAAUGUAGAAACUUUCAUUUUCUGCAAAGCUACUUUGCAACAAUUUGCAUUGUGAAAAGCGCUAUACAAAUAAACUUGAAUUGAAUUGAACAUAUGCACGAUUACUUCCUGAUUUUAGGUAAGCCAGCUCAGUCAUUUCCGGUCAACUGUACUGUGCCGAAAGGGGAACUUCCUUUGCUCGGUUUCUUUACAUAAUCCAUUAACAAUUUGGAGAACAUUUUUAUUUGUCUAAGAGGACCAAAUAUCCACGUAUACUGUUUCAGGAAUGACAAAAGCAAAUGUUAAAUUUGAAUGAAUCAUCUGACGAGCCGAUGUCAAAAUAGAGCUGUGCAUUAAGCUGUUAAACUGUCAAACUUUGAUUCUGCACAAGAGAGGGCUAUUAAAGACACUCCGUUGUUAUUUUGUUCAUGUAUUUACACACGUGUUCCGUCUAACUGUUAUAUAAACUAAAUAUCACACUUGUAGAUGUGAGAUAUAUAUAUAUAUAUAAGGCUGCGAAAAUGCAAGUGCAAGACUAAAUUGACAGUUGGAUUAAUAUCACUCAACAGCCAUAUUUUGUUUAUUUUUUUGUUUUCUGAGUUCAGCUGUCUUUUCAAACUAAACUGUUCCAGGACUAUCACUGCUAAGCAAGUGAAACAAUACAGAAUAAUAAUUGGCUUUUGUUUUGUUAUAUUUAUUGUUGGAUUAAUAUCACUCUACAGCCAUAUUCUGUUAAAUGUUUUCUUUUCUGAGUUUGGCUGACUUUUCGACCUAAAAUGGUCCUGUGGUCCACUACAGUGGAGAUGCUGUAAAAUUAAAAUUUAAAAUAAAAUUUAAAAACUCUACAUUGUAGAAUGUUUUUUUUUAACCCAAAAGAAGUAGGAAAUCACACAAAACAAAAAUAUUGAUGACACU
This is a messenger RNA of Onychostoma macrolepis, 8761 nucleotides long. RefSeq names its product zinc finger protein 493-like. Lineage: Eukaryota; Metazoa; Chordata; Actinopteri; Cypriniformes; Cyprinidae. The transcript is spliced from 6 exons. The record is from RefSeq and is a predicted model, not a curated record.